Messenger RNA from Phragmites australis (common reed), 581 nucleotides. RefSeq names its product CRIB domain-containing protein RIC10-like. The record is from RefSeq and is a predicted model, not a curated record. Bases 1 to 474 code for a protein of 157 amino acids. NCBI's taxonomy places the organism in Eukaryota, Viridiplantae, Streptophyta, Magnoliopsida, Poales, Poaceae. The transcript is spliced from 4 exons.
AUGGCGAUAAAGAUGAAGGGGAUCUUCAAAGGACUGAAGAUAAUCUCUCAAAUGUUCUUGCAUAAGGAGCAUGAGAUGGAAAUUGGGUACCCUACAGAUGUAAAGCAUGUGGCUCACAUAGGUUUGGGAACCAGCGACACAUCUCCAAGCUGGAUGAACGAGUUCAUGUCAACAGAAGAUUUAUCAGCAGGCUCUCUGAGCACAGCUGAUCAGUCAAGGCAGACUUCUUGGGCCUCUGCUGACUUUGAACAGCCAAGAAGCAUGCUGCCCAUUGAGAUUUUCACAGACAACAGGUCUGGCCAAGAGCCUCCCUCCGGCCCUGAUGUCCUAAGGGGCCCGAGGAAGGCGAAGAUGAAGAAGAACAAAGCAUCCCCUAUUUCGUCUGCAAGAUCAUCGUCUUCAAGGUCAAGAGCCUCAUUCGCAACCACAUACGACGCAUUCAGCGAGCCGCAAAGAGGGUUCAGGGUCGCCUGAAGGGCAGACAGAAAUCAUGCGUGAAUGUGAUCACCAUGCCUGUACAUGUUUCGGUUUAGGAAGACAGCUUGGUUUGGAAUUGUUUAAUUCUUUAUUUUCUUCCUUUU